Molecule: messenger RNA, 1146 nt
Organism: Anarrhichthys ocellatus (wolf-eel)
Lineage: Eukaryota; Metazoa; Chordata; Actinopteri; Perciformes; Anarhichadidae
Gene: anapc10
Product: anaphase promoting complex subunit 10
Exons: 6
Coding region: 132-692 (186 amino acids)
Biological process (GO): protein K11-linked ubiquitination; anaphase-promoting complex-dependent catabolic process
Cellular component (GO): anaphase-promoting complex
Source: RefSeq, a predicted model, not a curated record
GAGCCAACGAAGUGGGAGAUUUCGAAGUGAAUGCAGCAGAAAACAAAACGGAUUUGAACGUUGUGUACUUUAUCCACCUUUAGACUAACAUGUGAUGCUUUAACACAACAGAUCGGAGACACUUGUUAAAGAUGGCCACCCCGAGUAAGACUCCACCCGGCGCCGACCCGAAGCAGCUGGAGCGGACCGGGACGGUCCGGGAGAUCGGGUCCCAGGCGGUGUGGUCCCUGUCCUCCUGUAAACCAGGGUUCGGAGUGGAUCAGCUGAGAGACGACAACCUGGAGACGUACUGGCAGUCAGACGGGUCGCAGCCUCACCUCGUCAACAUCCAGUUCAGGAGGAGGACCACGGUGAAGAUGUUGUGUAUUUAUGCAGAUUAUAAAUCAGAUGAGAGCUACACACCGAGUAAGAUCUCAGUGAGAGUCGGAAACAACUUCCACAACCUGCAGGAGAUCAGACAGUUGGAGAUGGUGGAGCCCAGCGGUUGGAUUCACAUUUCUCUGAUGAAUCAGCGGACGAACGAGCCGAUCAGCACUUUCAUGAUCCAGAUCGCGGUUCUGGCGAAUCACCAGAACGGCAGAGACACUCACAUGAGGCAGAUCAAAGUGUACACGCCCGUAGAGGAGAGCUCCAUCGGGAAGUUCCCACGAUGCACCACGGUGGACUUCAUGAUGUACCGGACCAUCAGGUGAACCGGACUCGACCAUCGAGUGAUCCGGACCUUCAGGUGAUCCGGACCAUCAGGUGAUCCGGACCAGACCGGACUGAACCAGGACCUCCUCUCUGCUCCGGAGAAGACAAAAUUACUAUAAAAAAAAACCUGGACAUAUCUCAAGGUUUUUGUUAAAUGGCGCUUUUAUUUUGAAAAUCAGUAUUGAUGAAUUGCAUAUAGACACAUUUAAAGACGUUUUAUUGGUCGUGAGGAGUUCAAAGCCAGAAGGACUUCUGAGGAGAAAACUACGUUUUCUAAAGUUUGGUUUCAUGUUUUUCUGGAUGAUUUGUUUAUUUGUUUACUUUCGACUGUUUGUGCCUCCGUUAGCCUCCGGACUGUCGUUAGCCUCCGGACUGUCGUUAGCCUAUCGUUAGCCUCCGGACUGUCGUUAGCCUAUCGUUAGCCUCCGGACUAUCGUUAGCCUCCGGACUAUC